GCGCGAGAAAACGCACACAACUUUGAAAAUCAAAAUCACGAAAAACGACGUCGUAGGAACAGAACAUGGCUUGGCUGGCUCGCUCCAUCGCCGACAGUCUCCGCCUCGACGGCGAAGAAGAAGGUUCAGCGGCGGCGGUGGACGAGGCCAGGGAGCCCGUAGACAGCUCCACUGCGGGCGACGCCGUGCUCCGUGAGGAUCAGCCUCGCGACUCCGCCUUAUCAAUUGAGGAUCGCCGAUCGGAUACUGAAGGCGGCGCCAGUGACAAUCACGAUGAUUCUGACGGCGAUUGCGAUCGCCGUGGAGUGAAAGAGGAUUUAUCGGAAUUGCGAGAGAGUUUCACGCGUCAAUUUUGGGGCGUUGCUUCUUUUCUCGCUCCUCCGCCGCCGCCUCCCCCUCCGCCGCCGUUGAUUUAUAGAUCGAGCAUACAAUCGAAAUCUGAUCCGGCAGGUUCGGUUAAUGGUGACGAGGAUGAGGGAGAAGAAAAAGGAGGAGGAGAAAUGUUGGAGUAUGAUGAGAGAGAGUCUGGUGAAUUAGGGGAAUCUGCAGAUUUUUCUCCAUCGAAGGAUGACGAUGCAGAUAUUUUAGAGGAUGCAGUAGGGGUUACUGAGGAAGUGUUGGCUUUUGCGAGGAACAUCGCGCAUCAUCCAGAAACUUGGUUGGAUUUCCCAAUUGAGGAAGAGGAAUUUGAUGAUUUUGAUAUAUCAGAGGACCAGUACAAGCAUCUAUUGGCUAUUGAACAUUUAGCACCGAGAUUAGCUGCUCUCAGAUUUGAGCUUUGUCCAGUCCAUAUGGGUGCUGGCUACUUUUGGAUGGUCUACUUCGUUCUUCUGCACUCAAGGUUGAAUAAACAUGAUCGUAACCUGCUGUCUUCGCCACAGCUUGUGCAAGCGAGAGCCAUGUGGAUGCACGAGCUACAAAAGCAAACUAAAGGGGACUCCUAUUGGUCAGGAAUAAGUAGUUUCCAAUCCAAAAGUAGCACAGAUUCACCCCGUGAAAAUGUUGUCUGCACUUAUGAUGACGUUCAGUAUGGAAAUGACGACUGGAGGUCGGCUUCUGAAUCUUCAACACAUCAAAUAACCGUUGAGCAUGAGAUUGAGAAGCGUGUACUUGACGAAAUUGAGUUUGUUGACAAGUCUGUUAUCAAGGAAGAUCCACCACCCACACUUCUGGAUAAGGAGAUUGUUGUGGGUUCUUCCAUUGGAAUUCGUGUGCCAGUUGUCAUUGUUGAUGGUGAGGAGGACGACGAUGACUGGCUCAAGGAUGACUCAGACUUAAUUGGGUAUACCGGCACCUCACUUACCUUGAAUGAAGAAGAUAUAUCAUUUAGUGAUCUGGAGGACGACGACUCCACUCUGCCCUAUAAAUACAAAACAUCAUCCAUAGAAAGGAAUAAAACGACCAAAACUCCAUGAGUCGAUCUGCCAGGGGAGAUCGUGCUAGAGAUCAGGGGACAUGAGUGGAAUUCGUACCAGUCUUUCUCAGUCCUUGCACGGAUCACUCAUGUACUGGUUUUCCAAAUUGAAGGAGUCACGAGUCACUUGAUUAUGCUUGGUCGUGCAAGAUUUGCUAUUAAGACCAUCCUCGAACCCCUAGCUGCUGAAGUUGGCUCGCUGCACUCAAUGAGAUCACAGCUGAGGUAAAAAAUUUGAUGAUCUCAGAUUUACUAUACUGUAAAGUUCACUACAAGCAGUGAGCAGAAAUGUUUUUUUUUCUUGUUUAUCUGUUAUUUGAUCUCUUGAAAAGCUGCAUUUGGCUUUA
This is a messenger RNA of Salvia hispanica, 1761 nucleotides long. RefSeq lists its product as uncharacterized. NCBI's taxonomy places the organism in Eukaryota, Viridiplantae, Streptophyta, Magnoliopsida, Lamiales, Lamiaceae. The record is from RefSeq and is a predicted model, not a curated record.